GCUCCACCCACUGUUUGAAGCUUCUGCCCCAGCUUGCAUUGUUUGUAGCAGAACCUGCGUCAUACCUUUAUCUGUAGCCUUCCCUUAGGUCUUAAGGAUCCCGAAACUUGACUGGAUAUUGGAUUUGGUGGAACAGCAAUCAUGACGGUAGGAAAGAGCAGCAAGAUGCUGCAGCACAUCGACUACAGGAUGCGGUGCAUCCUGCAGGACGGCCGGAUCUUCAUUGGCACCUUCAAGGCCUUUGACAAGCAUAUGAACUUGAUCCUCUGCGAUUGUGAUGAGUUCAGGAAGAUCAAGCCAAAGAAUGCAAAGCAGCCGGAGCGCGAAGAGAAGCGAGUUUUGGGUCUGGUGUUGCUGCGUGGGGAGAACUUGGUUUCCAUGACUGUGGAGGGACCUCCCCCCAAAGAUACUGGCAUUGCUCGUGUACCACUUGCGGGAGCUGCAGGAGGCCCUGGGGUUGGCAGGGCUGCUGGCAGAGGAGUACCCGCUAAUGUUCCAAUUCCACAGGCUCCUGCAGGAUUAGCAGGCCCUGUCCGAGGGGUUGGGGGACCCUCCCAGCAGGUAAUGACUCCACAGGGACGAGGCACUGUGGCAGCAGCCGCUGUUGCGGCCACUGCAAGCAUUGCUGGAGCCCCAACUCAGUACCCACCAGGUCGGGGGACUCCCCCCACACCUGUGGGCCGGGCAACCCCCCCUCCAGGCAUUAUGGCUCCUCCACCUGGUAUGAGACCACCCAUGGGCCCACCAAUUGGGCUUCCGCCUGCUCGAGGGACACCCAUAGGCAUGCCUCCUCCAGGAAUGAGACCCCCUCCACCCGGGAUUCGGGGUCCACCUCCCCCGGGAAUGCGUCCACCAAGACCAUAGGAUGCUAUUGUGCUUUGCCACUUUUUUCCUGCAACACGUCUUGUGAAACUGUAGACUGUAGAAUGUUUGUGAGCCUCUGUUCCCUCUUCGCUGCGUUAAUAUUCACUAAUAAAUGAUAGAGUAAUUAAA
Molecule: messenger RNA, 993 nt
Organism: Molossus molossus (Pallas's mastiff bat)
Lineage: Eukaryota; Metazoa; Chordata; Mammalia; Chiroptera; Molossidae
Gene: SNRPN
Product: small nuclear ribonucleoprotein polypeptide N
Exons: 7
Coding region: 142-864 (240 amino acids)
Biological process (GO): mRNA splicing, via spliceosome
Cellular component (GO): U1 snRNP; U2 snRNP; U2-type prespliceosome
Molecular function (GO): RNA binding
Source: RefSeq, a predicted model, not a curated record